AUGGGAGCAAAAAUUAUCACGCUCAUCGCGCUGGCCUUAAUGAACAUGUCCAUUUGCACCGGGCGUAGCAUCAAUGGGGCAGGUCUUGAAUUGCUCAAAGUGUCUGAGGGUUUUGUGGCCGAUUUCUACCACGAUCAAAUUGGCCUGAAAACCAUUGGCUAUGGGCACGCGUGCAAAUGGCAAGGUUGCGAUGGCAUACACCCGCCAAUCAGCAAGGCGGAAGGCACCAAGAUCUUAAUGAAAGACCUUGUUCAAUUUGAAAAGUGCGUCGAGCGGCUAGUCCCAGCCGGCCUUAACGACAAUCAAUUCUCCGCGUGUGUGGACUUUGCGUUUAACAUGGGUUGCGGUGCGUUUGGGGGGUCAGACAUACUGAAGCAAUUGCGGGCCAAUAACAGGGUCGGGGCGGCCGACGCUUUCCUGAAGUACGAUGAGGCGGGCGGUCGACGUAUUGAGGGGCUGACUGUACGGCGCCGUAAAGAUAGGGAAUUAUUUCUGGCCUAA
Molecule: messenger RNA, 501 nt
Organism: Medioppia subpectinata
Lineage: Eukaryota; Metazoa; Arthropoda; Arachnida; Sarcoptiformes; Oppiidae
Source: the annotation of a GenBank genome assembly